Molecule: messenger RNA, 5231 nt
Organism: Carya illinoinensis
Lineage: Eukaryota; Viridiplantae; Streptophyta; Magnoliopsida; Fagales; Juglandaceae
Product: putative disease resistance protein At3g14460
Exons: 4
Coding region: 199-3927 (1242 amino acids)
Biological process (GO): defense response to other organism
Molecular function (GO): ADP binding
Source: RefSeq, a predicted model, not a curated record
UCUCUUGCCCCCUCAUGUGUUGAAGAAGUCAGUCAACACUCAACAGUCUUGUCCUGAUCACUUAUAAAUUAUCUUCUAAGAACAAAGCAAUUAGCAGAUCGAUACACCAUAACCCAUUUCUUAAUCUGAUCAAUAUUGUUCUCUUCUCUCUCUCUGUGUCUAUCCAUUUUGAUUUUCUUUGGAGCUAAUUAGAUUAACAUGGCUGCGGAAUUGGUGGGUGGAGCUUUUCUGUCUGCAUUCCUACAGGUGUUGUUCCACAGAAUGACUUCACGUCAGGUUGUGGGCUACAUCCAAGGAAAGAAACUCAACGACAAGCUGCUGAAGAAGUUGAAGAUCACGCUGUUGUCCGUCAAUGCAGUGAUCAAUGACGCGGAGGUGAAACAAUUCGGGGACACCUUAGUCAAAGAGUGGCUGCUCGAACUUAAAGAUGCUGUGUAUGAUGCAGAGGACCUCUGGGAUGAGAUCGCCACUGAAGCUUUGAAAUGCCAGCAGAUUAACGCAGAUAAUUCCGGAGGCACCUUAAAUCAGAUAAGACCCAAGAUAGAAGAGGUCCUCGACAGAUUAGAGUUUAUUGCAAAACAAAAGGAUGCCCUUGGCCUCAAACAUGGUGUUGGAGAGAAGUCAUGGAAAAUGUCAACAACAUCUCUGGUGGAAGAAUCUAAUUUGUAUGGAAGGGAUGAAGAUCGGGAGGCCAUUAUCAACUUGUUGCUGUCGGAUGAUGUCAAUGGCAACAAUAUUUGUGUGAUUCCCAUAGUGGGAAUGGCCGGGAUUGGCAAGACCACCCUUGCUCAAGUUGUAUACAACGAUGUUAGAGUGAAGGAGAACUUCGAGUUUGCAGCAUGGAUUUGCGUCUCUGAGGAGUUUGAUGUUUCCAGGAUAACAAAAACAAUCCUUGAGGCAGUCACUUCAGUUUGUUGUGAUUUCAAGGAUCUGAAUUUGCUUCAACUAAAACUCAAAGAGGAGUUAUCAGGGAAGAAGUUUUUACUGGUUCUGGAUGAUGUCUGGAAUGAGAGUUAUUACAGUUGGGAGGCCUUGAGGAGAACUUUCACCUCGGGGACACAUGGAAGUAAAAUCAUUGUGACCACACGCAAUGAAGGUGUUGCCUCUAUUAUGCGCUCUGUUCCAAAUCAUUAUCUGAAUCAAUUGACAGAUGAAGACUGCUGGCUACUAUUUGCAAAAUAUGCAUUUGCGAAUGCAAACUCUUAUGCAAAUCCAAUCUUAGAAAGAAUUGGUAGAGACAUCGUGAAAAGAUGCCAAGGCUUACCAUUAGCAGCAAAGACGCUCGGGUGUCUCUUGCGCUUUAAAGUAGAUGCCGAUGAAUGGGAUAGCAUUCUCAAAAGUGACAUAUGGGAAUUAUCGGAUGACCAGAGCAACAUUCUUCCUGCCUUGAGAUUAAGCUACUACUACCUCCCUUCACAUCUGAAGAGAUGCUUUGCCUAUUGCUCGAUAUUUCCGAAAGAUUAUAAAUUCAAGAAGGAGCAGCUAAUCCAAUUAUGGAUGGCAGAAGAUCUUUUGCAGCAACCAAAAAGAAACAAGAGACUGGAAGAAGUGGGAGACGAGUACUUCCAUGAAUUAGUAUCGAGGUCAUUUUUUCAACGAUCAGCAGGUGAGAACUCGUGCUUUGUUAUGCAUGACCUUAUAAAUGAUUUGGCUAGAUUUGUAUCUGGGGAACUUUGUUUUAGAUUGGAGGAUGACAACUCUAAAGAAAUUUCAGAAAAGACUCGUCAUUUGUCUUAUGUUAUGGCGUUGGAAGAUCUUUUCAAGAGAUUUGAGAUUUUCUACAAAGCAAAAUGUCUACGCACCUUUCUACCGCUCUAUUCCCCAGAUGAGUUUUAUUGCUUAUCUAAUAAGGUGCAACAUAAUCUAUUGAUUAAGCUGAGGUGCUUGAGGGUAUUAUCUUUGUCCAACUAUCAUAGCAUUAGUGAGCUGCCAGAUUCAAUUGGCGAACUCACACAUCUAAGAUAUUUGGACCUCUCUCGUACUUUGAUCAAAAGGUUGUCUGAAUCUGUGAGUACUCUGUACAAUUUACAGACACUGAAGUUGGCAUAUUGUUAUCGUCUCAGGCAGUUGCCUACUGGUAUGCACAAUCUAAUUAACUUGCGUCAUCUAGAUAUGAAUGGAACAUGUGUAGAAGAGAUGCCAGCACAGACGAGCAAAUUGGAAAGUCUCCAAACAUUGAGUACUUUUAUUGUGGGAAAAGAGAAAGGGAUAAAGAUUGGAGAGUUGGGGAAACUUUCAAAUCUUCGAGGAACACUAUCCAUUAAGAAGUUGAAGAAUGUUGCAACUGCUGAGGAUGCCUUCGAUGCCAAGUUAAAGGAUAAGAAAUACCUUGAAGAAUUAGCCUUGGAAUGGGGCUAUGGAAAGACAGAUGAUACAAAGGGCGAAAGAUAUAUACUCGAGAAGCUUGUGCCUCAUACAAACUUGAAAAAGCUCCAGGUCCAUAAUUAUGGGGGCACAAGAUUUCCAGGUUGGUUAGGAGAUCGUUCAUUCCACAAUAUGGUAUCUGUAAGCCUUCAAAACUGUGAAUAUUGCCUAAUCUUGCCACCCCUUGGGCAACUUCCUUCCCUCAAACACCUUUCCAUUGAAGGGUUUGAUGGAGUAGUGACUGUGGGUCCUGAGUUUUAUGGGAGUUCUCAGCCCUUUCCUUCGCUGGAAAUAUUGAAGUUUAGUUGGAUGUCUUCAUGGGAAGAAUGGUGUUCAUUCGGGGUUGAUGAUGAAUUCAAAAGAGGUUUCCCUAAUCUCCAAGAGCUUCACAUAGUAUCUUGUCAGAGCCUAAUAGGGAAUUUGCCCAAGAACCUUCCUUCUUUAAGAAAACUUGUGAUCGAGUACUGCGAGCAGCUUCUUUCUCCUCUCCCAAGAGCUCCUGCUAUCCGUGAAUUAGAGCUUAUCAAAUGUGAUAUGGUAGUGUUGCGGGAGCUGCCACGCACACUGCACUCGCUGAAAGUGAAAGGAUGUCAGGUUGUUGUACAGUCAUUACUGGAGGCAAUGUCAACACAAAUCCAAGCCUGUCGACGGUUGGAUAUUUCUGAUUGUUCCUUGAUAUCAUUUCCUGGGAGUUUUCUUCCGACUACAUUGAGCUUUUUGAGUAUCAAAAACUGCGAGAAGUUAGAGUUUCCACUGCAGCAGUACCACACGUCCCUCGAACACUUGCUGAUAGUAGAUAGUUGUGGUUCACUCAGGUCUUUUCCAUUGGAUUUCUUCCCCAAUCUUAAUGGUCUCACUAUUGGGAGGAGCCCAAGUCUCAGAUUCCUUUCCGUGUCGGAGGGGCAACAAAAAGUUCUUGCAUCUGUCACUUGCUUGAAAAUUCGGGGAUGCCCAAAUUUCAUCUCUUUUCCCAAAGGAGGACUAUCUGCACCAAACCUGAGUGAUCUUUGGAUUGAAGAGUGUCAGAAGUUAACAUCACUGCCUGAACGAAUGCAUGUCCUGCUCCCAUCCUUACGUGAACUAAGAGUCUCCGGUUGUCCAAAACUAGUGUCUUUCCCUGAAGGUGGUUUGCCCCCUAGCUUGUCUUCACUCUACAUCGGAGAUUGCAACGAACUAGUUGCCCGCCGAAUGGGGUGGAAUUUGCAGGGCCUCCCUUUGCUUACAAGCUUUGGGAUCUUUGGUGAAUGUCAAAACGUGAAGUCCUUUCCGGAGGAGGAGCUGCUGCCCUCUUCUCUUACAUACCUGUCCAUCGUUGGACUUUCAUGUCUCAAAAACUUGGAUGGAAGGGGGCUUCAAAACCUUACAUCUCUCAGAACAUUGAUCAUCAGUGGGUGUCCUAAGCUCCAGUCAAUACCAGAAGAAGGGCUGCCUAUGUCUCUUGUUGAGCUCAUCAUCCGGAGAUGUCCUUUGCUGAGAGAACAAUGCCAAAGGGAGAAAGGGGAAGACUGGCCCAAAAUAGCUCACAUCUCUUGCAUAGAGAUUGAAGACAACUGUGCCUCAUGAAAUUUCUCCAUUAGAGUCCGUGUGCCUACACUAUACCCAAGUAUCUCUCAGAUAUUCUCUUGAAGAAUUAGAUCAGAGGCGUUUUUGUGGAUUUUGUCUUUACAUACUCUCAAACUAGUGGCACAAAGUUUGGGCAAAAGAGGGGGGGAAAAACGGUUAGUCAGACUAUACAACUGGUUGACAUUUAUGUUUCUCUUGGACCCACUCUAAUAACAGACAAGAGAAUAUAAAAAAGACUUGAGAGAUGUUUAUCGCUUCCUAGGUUCGGCAGUAGAUAAACUGAAGUCUGAAACAAUCGUGGUCAGAGAAUCUACCCGAAAAUAAGAUAUGGAGUAGUUUGACUGCAGAUAGUUUUCAACCGAAGUAAUAACAGAAAGCAUGGAUUGGGAGGUAGAGCUUUCAGAAAAUGUUAAAUCUUUAAAUCCCGAUUCAUCUCUUAUCUUUCAGGGUUCUACAGUCGCAGAUUCAGUUCUUGAUGAUCUUUUAAAAAACACCCGAACAUGCACCCAAACUCGCACUUGCAGCACCCCGCCCGGCCAUGAUGCGGCUCAUACACAUACAUGUUGUCACACUCACAACCAAGUUCUGGCAUCUGAAGAAGAUGAUGACUCAAAAAACAAAAAAAUUACCGGUUCAAGGCCAAGAAGACCUUCAGGAAACAGAGCAGCAGUUCGGAAGUAUAGGGAGAAAAGGAAGGCUCAUACAGCUUAUCUCGAAGAGGAAGUCGAGAAAUUGCGUCUUUUGAACCAACAACUGGUUAGAAAAUUACAGCGUCAAGCAAUUCUUGAAGCUGAGGCUUUGAGAUUGAAAAGUCUUCUGCUACACCUUGUUGGAAAAAUUGAUAAUGAGUUGGAUGUUUUUCCCAACCAAAAGCAGGGUACCGCUAAUGCCAUGUUAAAAAAUAGCGAUUGUGGGUUGCAGUCUGGUGGUGUGGCAAUUAGCCUACGAUGUCCAACUAAUUUACCAUCCUUCCAUCCACAUGUUGAGUCAUCAUCGCAGGCUGGUACUGGUGGAAGUGGGAAGACGAUAAUAUCAUUGGACGAACACUACGAACCUGCAAUCAGAGAUUGCUGAGCUAGCACAAAUCAGAUGGUGAAUGCUGAAGGACAAACACUGGAAACGGUGGAGACCUUGGUUGUAACUUACUUUUAGGGGAGAGCACUAUGUAGUAGUGCUUGUAAGAACGAGAGUGCCAUAUUUGUAUACUAUCAAGCCUGUAUAUGCCCAUUACUGAUACAAAUUUGACUCUUUGAGCAUGUCAGUUUCGUUCUUCCCUUGAUGAAUGUGCAUAUCAGUCUUGUUAA